CCGAUUGGCUGAGGCGUCGCUAGAGAGCCAGGCCUUGGCAGUCGCUGCCCGAGGACCGGCGUUCCCAGGACCUGGGCGGGACAGAGCCAGUGGUGACCCACGGCAAAGAGGAGCGACGAGAUGAUCCGUCAGAAGUCCAGCCAAUUCCUAGGACUGAAGAUGCAGUCGGAGCUUGAACAGCCCUCCGAACUGCAGCGGGAACCCGAGAGGGAACUCACUUCAUUGGAUGAGUCCGUCAUGCGGGUAGCAACAGGUGUGCGGCCUGAGUCCGGCACCGCGGCCUCGGUAGAAGCGGAUGAAGAUCCUGCAGCCAACUUGUUCCCGCCGCCGCUGCCCCGGCCCCGGAUCUGCAUGUGGAAGUACCUGGACAUCCAUUCCAUGCACAGGCUGGAGAAGACCACCAACACUGAGGAGAUGAGGGAGGUGCUAGCUGAGCUGUUGGGGCUAGGCUCUCCUGAGCAGAGCCUGCGGGAUGCCAUCAUCCUGGACCUUUUCUCCCAUGCACUCAUCUUCUGCCGCCAGCAGGGCUUUUCACUGGAACAGACAUCAACAGCUUGUGCUCUGCUCCAAGAUCUUCACAAGGCCUGUGUGGCAACCCCCUUGGGCAACGUGGAGGAAUGUUACCGCUACUUCACCAGUGUUCUUUUUUGCCAUGGAGUCAGGGUCAGUUCCUCUGGAAUGGAAUCUUCAGUCUCCCCCCAGAUAAAGUCUAGCCCAGUCUUCUACCCUCUCUCACACUCAUCACCCUCAUCUUUCUCUGAAGGCUGCAAGGGGCUCUCCCUGCUCCUGGACUGCCAGGCACUUGGAGAAAAGGUCAGGGUUCCUGGGGGUGGUCAGUCCCCUAACUCCCAAUCAUCCCCACAGCGGCCUCCCUUCAGUAUCAACCUCUUUAGGGAGGAACAGCUGCUUGCCCUGGCAGAUUAUGUGGUCAACACCUACUUCCGCCACUUCAAGCUCUACAAAUAUGUCUUCACACCCCAGGUGAGGCUGGACCUAUCUUUGACUUACAUAGGGCUACAGCCGUCUGAGCUCUGGCCAGAGGAUGAGACAGAGAAAGAAGGCGAGGAGGUGGGAGAGCAGGCAGUCACCCCACAGGAGGAGGAGCUGGAAACAGUGGUCCAGCCAGAGCAAGAGCCAAGCCAGGUCUCCAUCCUGCGAGCCUACAUCAAGACCCAGAUGAGCAAGGAGCUGGGGCAGCUCCAACAGCUGAUAGAGGAGCGGCUCAAAGCCAGCGAGGAAAGGCUCAACAGCAAGUUGACCAUCCUAGAGCGGCCCUUCCAGCUACCUCCUGGCAAAGGCAAGAACAAGACCAAGUGACCCCCAGCAUUUCCCCCAAUAAAGGCCUGGGGCAGAGCAGCCCCAUCCCCGCCCCCCCACCCCUCCUGAGCACCUUCUGGGCUUCCCCGCUGAAGCCAGACAGCAGACAUAGGGCACUGGCUCUCUCGGGCGUGCAGCAGAUUUUAUUGCAGGUGCAGCACAGGCAGCAUUGACAAGGCUAGGCAUGGUGUUGCGAGCAGCAGUGCCCUUCCACCUUAGCUCUGAUCCCAAAGCCCUGGCUGGUGGGGACAGGUGUACAGGGCUGGUCUUUAUGGUCAUAUAUCAGUGGCGGCAUGGCCAGGCAGGGGGGCCUGAGGCCAGAGCCCGUAAGGGCUGGAAUGAUAAAAAUCCUCCUCCAGGAGAGUCCUGCUUUCUGGGGGUCCCCUGGGCUGAGGUGCUAGCCCAGUGCCAGCAUGGUGUCGUCCUCGGCGAUAGCAGCAGAGUCCCCCUCUUCUUCAGGGCCCAUGAUGGGAAAAGGCCCAGGGGGCUGGUGCUGGAAGAGGGCUGCUCGGUUUUGUUGCUCACCCUUCUUCACCCAGUGCCCAUAGAGCCGGAAGGCACAGUUGUCGAUGAGGCGCCGCACCGGCCGCAGUGCGUAAGGGUCCCUCAACAGUGCACUCUUGGUCAGCGGCCGGACACGCUGGGUGCUUAAGGCCACUCGUCCAGCAGCCAGCACUGUCCACACUGCCACCUGGGAAGGAGAGGCAAUGUGAGCUCCAGUGGGGCAUCCACCAUAGGAGAAUGAUCAUGGGACAGAGGAACAGGCCCAGAUGCUGACACUCUCAGGCUUACCCGGAACCGCUGGCGGGGGGUGAGGUUCCAGGGUUGGCUGCCUUCACAGCGCUCAAAGAAGGGAUGCUGUAGGGCUUGCUCAGCUGUCAGGCGCUCCUCAGGAUCUACCUGUAGCAGCUUUGAGAUCUAGGGGAAACCCCAGAGCAUGAGAGGCAGCUCUUGGGCCUCCUUCCUCACCCUCUCAUGGCCCCAGCUCACCAGGUCUUUGACGGUGUCCGAACGGUCAUCCCACUCAGGUGAACUAAACUGGUACUGGCCCUCCAUGAUCAUGCGUAACAUCAGGAUCUGGCGUCGGUGCCAGAAUGGUGGCGAGCCAGCCAGGAGUGUAAACAAAAUCACCCCACAGGCCCAGCUGGGAAAGAGACCAGAGUCAGGCAGGGCUAGGCAAAUGUGUUGAAGGACAAGACACAAAGGAGAAAGGAAGGCGGGGGAGACCAUAAACUCACAGGUCGACCUCCUUGCCAUAGCCGGGGUGGGUUUCAUCCAUGGAGCAUUUAAGGAUCUCUGGUGCUAGGUACCCUGGGGUCCCACACAACUCUGGGGAGAGAGAGCUGAGAUUGAUGGAUGCCACCAGACCCCUAACUCAAGGGCCUGUUCAAGGGCCCCUAACUCCAGACCUCUGCUGGAGCCUCAACGCUGCCAGGACCAUAAGUGUUCCCAUUCUGCUCCUGCCUGCCCUCCACUGAGGGCAGUACUAGACCCGAACCUUGCUGCACAACCCAAAUACCCACCAAGGUUCCUGGUGGCCUUCCUGGGGAAAACCUCAUUUUUGGAUGGACUUCAAAGUCUUCCCCAAGCAUAUCAUUUGCCACCUGCAACCAAACCUACCCACUCCUUACACAACUUUGUGCCACGUUUUUACAUGUAUAACAUAAAUGGAAAGCAAAACUUCAA
Molecule: messenger RNA, 3003 nt
Organism: Herpailurus yagouaroundi (jaguarundi)
Lineage: Eukaryota; Metazoa; Chordata; Mammalia; Carnivora; Felidae
Gene: CFAP119
Product: cilia and flagella associated protein 119
Exons: 8
Coding region: 121-1317 (398 amino acids)
Source: RefSeq, a predicted model, not a curated record